UUCAUCACAACAGAAAAUAAAUUAAAAAAUAGCACAUCCACAUCACUCAUUCAAAAGCGUAAACAAAAUCAGAAAAAAUUAUCAUUGAUCACACUCUCCAAGUACAAAUUUGGCAAUUUGCCUUCCGCUUCAUCUCCCAUUAUUAAAAUCGCCUAAGAUCACAUUGCAUUGCAUCUUGUGACCUCCUUCCCAAAUUUAUCUUGCCUCCUCUCCAUUUUGUUUAUAUUCUUGCUAUUUCCGAAACUCAGAUUCGGAUUCUCUUCAUUAUUUCGCAUCAAUUUUUUCUCUGGGUAUUCCAUGUAACUUUUCUGAUUUUGUAAUUUUUAAUUUGACAAAUGAUUGAAUCAUGAUCUGGGGUCUUAAAAAUAUUCCACUUUUAACAAUAAUUAUAAAGUUGAUUUAAGGAGAAGCUAUGGGCUCAGCAGUGAUGAACCCUAAAAAUGUACACAUAUCAGAAUCUGGGAUGAAUCGGUUUCUGGGGGAGAGAAUCAGUCAAAAUCUGAAGAAUAGGGAUCUGAGAAUUCUGUUUUCGAGGAAUUUAAGGAUGAAUGGAAAUGGCAAAAGAGUAAUUAAGCCUGGGAUUGCUUAUUCUGUUCUCACCUCUGAUUUUAAUCAAAGCGUUAAAGAAUCUCUGAGAUUUGAGCAGACUUUGUUUGAAACUCCGAGAGCCGACCCAAAAGAUGUGGCUGCCAUAAUAUUGGGUGGAGGUGCUGGGACUCGCCUCUUUCCUCUGACCGGCCGGAGAGCUAAGCCGGCGGUGCCAAUUGGAGGGUGUUACAGGCUUAUUGAUGUGCCUAUGAGCAACUGCAUCAACAGUGGCAUUAGGAAGAUUUUCAUCCUUACCCAGUUUAACUCUUUCUCGCUUAAUCGUCAUCUUGCUCGGACGUACAAUUUUGGAGAUGGUGUGAAUUUUGGUGAUGGUUUUGUGGAGGUUUUUGCUGCUACUCAAACACCUGGAGAAGCGGGAAAGAAGUGGUUUCAAGGCACUGCUGACGCAGUGAGACAACUGGGACUAUUUGAUGAUUCCAAAUCCAAGGAUAUAGAACAUAUAAUUAUCCUAUCCGGUGAUCAUCUUUACCGAAUGGAUUACAUGAAUUUUGUACAGAAACACAUCGACACAAAUGCUGAUAUUACAGUGUCGUGUUUACCCAUGGAUGACAGCCGUGCAUCAGAUUUUGGGUUGAUGAAGAUUGACCACACUGGACGGAUUAUCCAAUUUGCAGAAAAACCGAAGGGAUCUGAUCUAAAUGCAAUGCAAGUUGAUACAACUGUUCUUGGACUUUCGAGCGUUGACGCCAUGGCAAACCCAUAUAUUGCAUCAAUGGGUGUGUAUGUCUUCCGAACGGAGGUUCUUAUGGAGCUUCUUAAUAGAAAAUACCCUUUGAGUAAUGAUUUUGGAUCUGAAAUCAUUCCUUCCGCUGUUGGCGAGUACAAUGUUCAGGCUUAUUUAUUCAACGAUUAUUGGGAAGAUAUCGGGACCAUAAAGUCUUUCUUUGAUGCCAAUUUAGCUCUUACCGAACAGCCUCCCAAGUUUCAAUUCUAUGACCCAAAGACGCCUUUCUAUACCUCUGCCAGAUUCCUGCCUCCAACAAAAGUUGAUAAAUCCAAGAUCGUUGAUUCCAUAAUAUCCCAUGGUUGUUUUUUACAAGAGUGUAGCAUUGAACAUUCAAUUGUUGGAAUUCGCUCUAGAUUAGAAUCCGGUGUAAAGUUUCAGGAUACCAUGAUGAUGGGUGCUGAUUACUAUCAGACUGAAUCAGAAAUUGCUUCAUUAUUGGCUGAGGGAAAGGUUCCUAUUGGUGUUGGACAAAACACUAAAAUUCAGAAUUGCAUAAUUGACAAGAAUGCGAAAAUUGGAAAAGAUGUGGUCAUCGCAAACAAAGACGGUAUUGAAGAAGCUGAUAGACCAAAUGAAGGUUUUUACAUAAGAUCAGGCAUUACCGUCAUAUUGAAGAACGCAACCAUACGGGAUGGGUUAGUUAUUUAGAUCCGGCUUAAUAGCUUUGUUGGGAAGAAAUAAAUUUUGCAAGUUAUCCUUGUGUAACGUAGACCACGAGUUCCCUCCUGUAUAGAUAAACUUAGAUAAUCAAGGUAUUAGUUGCCAAUAUGUUUCUUUACAGUGAAGGGUUUUUAGUUUUUUUUAGUAAUGGUAUAAAUUGCCAAUAUGUUUCUUAAGCUACAGUAAAGAGGUAUUUAGUUUCUUAGUUUCUGAAAAUACAUUAAUUCUAUCACUCAGUAAUCUCUUAUCCAAGCAUUUUUCUUGUGUA
Molecule: messenger RNA, 2264 nt
Organism: Spinacia oleracea (spinach)
Lineage: Eukaryota; Viridiplantae; Streptophyta; Magnoliopsida; Caryophyllales; Amaranthaceae
Product: glucose-1-phosphate adenylyltransferase large subunit, chloroplastic/amyloplastic
Exons: 15
Coding region: 413-1984 (523 amino acids)
Biological process (GO): glycogen biosynthetic process
Molecular function (GO): glucose-1-phosphate adenylyltransferase activity
Source: RefSeq, a predicted model, not a curated record